AUAAAAGACGUAACACUAUUAGGAGCUCAGUAACCCGCCAGCUUCAAGAGGGAGAGUAUACCGUUCCCUUCCCUCUGCCCCCUUGACGCCAUCUGUCGGCCGUUAUCUCAAGUGUCUGCGCUGAGUGUCGCUUCGGACCUUCAGAGAACCAGAGCGGUAGCAGCAACAGACUUUUCAAGAUGACGCCUGACAACACCGUAUCGAAGCGCGUCACCCCUAACGGCACCAUUCCUAACGGGGCAACCAAUGGGAGCCUGAGGAACACCACCAGCGCCCAGAGUAGCAGUAAUACCCACGCCAUGAACGGAAAGAUCAGCAGGAGCAAUGGGAGUGUUUCCAGCCUCUCCAACGGUGCUACUAAUGGAGUCAUUUUGAAUGGAGAAAUAAAAAACGGGAAAAUGAAAGAAAACGUGAAGGAAAUGGGUGACUCAAGUAAAAUAAAGGCGAAUCAGUUGAAGUCCUACCAGCGUGCAAUAUUCACCGCGCUGUUUCUUGGCUAUGCUUGCUACACGUACAACAGGAAGAGCGCGUCCUAUGCUACUCCUACGCUCCUCGCUGCUGGACUCGUCACCACCAACACUGUGGGCGUGAUCAGCAGCUGUCAGAACAUGGCGUACGCUGUCAGCAAGUUCCUGGGAGGUGUUCUGUCUGAUAAAAUAAGUGCACGUCUUCUCUUCUCCUUCGGCCUUCUACUUAGUGGGGCGGCCACCCUCCUCUUCUCCCGCACUGAGGACCCGAUGGUGUGGGCUGUGCUGUGGGCUGUCAACGGGUUUGCUCAGGGGUGCGGCUGGCCCUCCUGCGCCAAGCUACUGAAGAAGUGGUUCAGUCCUGCUAACUUUGGCACAUGGUGGAGCGUCUUAACAGCCAGCAGUAACCUUUCCGGUACUCUUUCUCCCUUCCUCGCUGCCUACAUCAUCAUCUCCCACGGUUGGAGUGCCUCGCUUGUCUUCGCUGGUCUCGUUUCCCUUGUUAUGGCCGUCGCUGCUUUGUUAACAAUUGUAGAUGACCCUGAAUUGGCCAAUCUCCCCAGCCCCGCCCUGCCUGUAGACGCCCCUGGAAAGGCAGGAGAGAACAAGAAGGAGGAGAAGAAGGAGGAGGGGUCAGUGAAGAAUUUGCUUAGGACUCCCUUCCUGUGGGUCGUGUCUGCCUGUUACCUAGCAGUGUUCAUGGCCAAGACUGCUAUCUCUGAAUGGGGCCAAGUCUUUCUUAUCAACGACCUGGGACGCUCACAACUCGAAGCCAGUUCCUUCGUGAGCGCCAUGGAGACUGGAGGCUUCUUUGGCGGCAUCCUGGCGGGCGUACUCACUGACCGCAUCGCCUCUAAGGUCAAGGUUCAGGCUAAUGUGCGUCUGCUGGUGGCCGCUGCAUUCAUGUGUGCGUGCUGUGCUGGCCUGUAUGUGCUGAGCUUCGUGCUGACUCCUGCCUCGUCCCAGGUCGUGGUAUCUGGCGUGGGUGCAGUUCUAGGCGCCAGCAUGUUUGGGCCCAUCUCGAUCUACGGGAUUGUUGCCUCUGAGUCCUUCCCCGCCCACCUCUCAGGCACUGCCCAUGCUUUCGUGGCUCUGGCGGCGAAUGUGGGCGCGGUGUUGGCUGGGUGGCCGCUCAGUCGCGUGGCAAGGGUGUGGUCAUGGCGCGGGGUCCUCCUCCUCCUUCAGGCCCUCACCGCCGCCUCCGCCCUUCUCAUUGUGACCACACCGCGCCUCCACAUCACCACCAAGGCCAAGAAGGACUAGAGAGAGAGAGAGAGAGAGAGAGAGAGAGAGAGAGAGAGUUAAAUGACGACUUCGAGAGAGAGAGAGAGAGAGAGAGAGAGAGAGAGAGUAAAACAGUCUACCUUAUUGUGAAUUUUUUUCAUAGUACAAAUAGUAAAUAUAAUUGUAUAGAAACUAAACUAACAUAGUGAUGAUAAAAAAAAAAUAAUAUUAAUAAUCACAAUAACAAUGACAUCUUGAAUUUUGUAUUUUUUUUCGUCAUACUUUUUUUUUUGCUUCCAUAUUUCAUUAGCUCCUUAAUUAUCGUACUUGAAUUAUUGUUUCCUUUUAUGUGAAGACGCGUGAAUGUCUCUUUUAUUUAUACGAUAUGAAUGUAAUGUUUUUGUUCUGUG
Molecule: messenger RNA, 2101 nt
Organism: Scylla paramamosain (green mud crab)
Lineage: Eukaryota; Metazoa; Arthropoda; Malacostraca; Decapoda; Portunidae
Product: glucose-6-phosphate exchanger SLC37A4-like
Exons: 11
Coding region: 180-1730 (516 amino acids)
Biological process (GO): phosphate ion transmembrane transport; glucose-6-phosphate transport
Cellular component (GO): endoplasmic reticulum membrane
Molecular function (GO): glucose 6-phosphate:phosphate antiporter activity
Source: RefSeq, a predicted model, not a curated record